This is a messenger RNA of Bubalus bubalis (water buffalo), 991 nucleotides long. RefSeq names its product FUN14 domain containing 1 (gene FUNDC1). The record is from RefSeq and is a predicted model, not a curated record. The coding region runs from base 146 to 613 and encodes 155 amino acids. Gene Ontology annotation, cellular component: mitochondrial outer membrane. Lineage: Eukaryota; Metazoa; Chordata; Mammalia; Artiodactyla; Bovidae. Gene Ontology annotation, biological process: autophagy of mitochondrion. The transcript has 5 exons.
GGGGACAGGACUAUGCGCCUGGAGGAAAAGGAGGAGGAGAUAAAAAAGAGACCAUAGACUUCCACCUGGGCCUAGAGCGGUUUUUAAAGUAGGGGCGAGAGGCAGGCGGGUUGGGACCGCCUCAGUACAGGCCGCCGGCGGUAUCAUGGCGACCCGGAACCCCCCUCCCCAAGAAUAUGAAAGUGAUGAUGAUUCUUACGAAGUGUUGGAUUUAACUGAGUAUGCCAGAAGACAUCACUGGUGGAAUCGAGUGUUUGGCCACAGUUCCGGACCUAUGGUAGAAAAAUACUCGGUAGCCACCCAGAUUGUAAUGGGUGGAGUGAGUGGCUGGUGUGCGGGAUUUUUGUUCCAGAAAGUUGGAAAACUUGCAGCAACUGCAGUAGGUGGUGGCUUUCUUCUCCUUCAGAUUGCCAGUCACAGUGGCUAUGUGCAGAUCGACUGGAAGAGAGUGGAAAAAGAUGUAAACAAAGCAAAAAGACAGAUUAAGAAACGAGCAAAUAAGGCAGCACCUGAAAUCAAUAACAUAAUAGAAGAAGCAACAGAAUUUGUCAAACAGAACAUUGUGAUAUCCAGUGGAUUUGUAGGAGGCUUUUUGCUAGGCCUUGCAUCUUAAGAAUAUGUUCUAUCACAGUGAAGUCACCUCUGAGAAGAGAAGUGGUGGUGACAAGAUGGUCUCAUCAUUACACAUUGACAGAUUCUCCAGGAUGACAAGAAACAACUAGCUGGACAAUACCCAACUCACUGCUUAGCAUUUUGCCAUCUGAAAUUUAGCAGACUAGUAUCUGCUAUAAAAUAACCUGUAUGGUAUAUGGAUAAUAGUAUCCCUGAGCAAAACAUGGCUUUCAUUAUUUUUUAAGAAUUUGUGUUUGUUUAAAAUUUGAAUAUAAAACACUACUGUUGGAUGUAGAUAUGGAGAGAAAAUGAAUUGUUGGAUGUAUUCCCCAGUAAAAUAUUAUCCUCAUUUUAUUUAAAUAAAAUGUUUUCCAUUGUG